AUGUUGCGUUUUGCUAAAGAGAGUGGAACUGAAUUUCCUGAAACAUUACAUUUGGCCAAUUUUAUGGGUCACCAUGAAAAAAUACACAAAGAAGUGUACAGAAAACCAGUAAUAGUUAAAGAUAUUACAGAAGUCUCACAACUGCUAGAAGCUGCACAAGGCGUGAGGGAUAAAGCAAACAAUUUAAUUGAUGAAAGCGACAGCGAUGAGGAUGAAAGUAAUAUAAACACAGAAAUUACAGAGAAUAAUGAAAUAUUUAACAAAAUUAGUUAUUUACAACAAUCAAGUGAUAGCUCAUUUUCAAGUCCAAUGUAUAAAAAACGUACAAAAAAUGAAGUGAAAGCGGUACAAAAAAAACGUAGAUCAGGAGGUAAGGAUCUAAUUUACAGUGUACAUUCGAUCAAUAAAUGCAUUUGCAACGCCUGUUAA
Camponotus floridanus (Florida carpenter ant) is the source of this 429-nucleotide messenger RNA. RefSeq lists its product as uncharacterized. Bases 1 to 429 code for a protein of 142 amino acids. The transcript has 4 exons. NCBI's taxonomy places the organism in Eukaryota, Metazoa, Arthropoda, Insecta, Hymenoptera, Formicidae. The record is from RefSeq and is a predicted model, not a curated record.